Messenger RNA from Cuscuta epithymum, 2638 nucleotides. NCBI's taxonomy places the organism in Eukaryota, Viridiplantae, Streptophyta, Magnoliopsida, Solanales, Convolvulaceae. The record is from the annotation of a GenBank genome assembly.
AUGGAGUCUUGCCCCUUGCAGCACCCUCUAUCUACCGAUUGAACUAUGCCCAGCAGCUAGCCUCCUCCAAAUUUUGCACAUCUGAUCAAAGCGAGCUAGUAUCCAGUGAAACUUCACACUCCAACAAAUUUUGCACAUCUCUAUUUAUCAUCAGUGUUACUGAUAUUUUUGAUAAGUAAUGUUCGAGUGUUCAUUUUCAUUAGUACGAACAUGACAGUGUGACUCCCAUGCGGGCAUCCACUGAAACUUCACACUCCAAUGUAAUAUGUGGUUCAAGACUCAAGAGUACUCCGUAUUUGAUUUAUAAAUCUUAGUUUCUUCACAUUCCUAAAUCACUCAGUAUUCUGACUGCGUUUCUUUUGCUGCUAUCUCCAGAAAAAUUAAUCAUGCCCCGUUUCUCACUCCAAGGUUUCUAGCUUGUCAUAGAUGCUUAUGGAUCAUCAGCAUGGAAAGUUGCUGACCAAGCUCUUUCAACAAAUUCGGCUCAUAUGAUCAAUUACCUCAACAAGAUACUACUGGAGGAGGACGCUGACGAGAAUAGUGAUGACUUGUUGUUCCGUGAUCCUGCUGUGUUGAGAGCUGCGGAGGAUUACUUCUAUGAAGCCUUGGGUGAGAACCUCUCGCUUGACAGCAGUGUCGGAAGCCCGGAAGGCAUCUCAGUUGGAACCUCACUGUGUCUCCGUGCAGUCUUCUUCAUUAAACGGUUCUUUAUAUAGCUUUGAUAGUGCUAAUUUGCUUCGAAAUAUACAUUUUGAUGAUGAAGCCACCUCCAUAUUCCAGUUCCAUAGUAGUCUGGAGGAAGCUAAAAAAUUCUUUCCUUCCAUUAAUCCAAUGGUCAUCCAUUUCAGCGAUAAAUACCCAUUGGAACUAGAGUCCGAGGAACUGAACAGUGGUAGUGCUGUGAGGGUAGAGAUGGAUCAUUCUGCUGAUUCGUGUAGAGGAAGAAAGCACUAUCGCGCAUGUGAAAGUGGGCUAGAAGAAGAAAAAGAAGAGGAAAGGAGCAGGAAGCAGACUGCAGUUUAUGAGGAGGACUUAUCAGGGGCGUUUGAUAAGGUUUUUCUUUGUGCGGAUGAUGAUGAUGCUGACUUUCCAUCUGUAGCCGAAAAGCAACAGCAGAAAGGUCGAAAUGGGCGCAAGAGCCGUUCAAAUAAACAACGAGCAGAUGGUUGUGAAAUUGUUGAUCUACAGCCCGAUUUGAUCAGUUGCGCAAAAUAUGUUGCUGAAGCAAAUUAUAGGGCUGCUGUAGAACAACUAGAGAAGAUUAGGCAUUACUCUUCGCCUACCGGGGAUGCAAAUCAGAGGCUGGCACAUGCAUUUGCUGAUGGUGUUGAGGCACGGCUAGCUAGAACUGGGCUGCAACUUAAUGCUUCAUCAUCACUUUGCAAGAUGAAUAGCUUUCCAAGUUAUGCUUCUGAAUUGCAAAAGUCCCGCCUGUCAUUAUCCAUGCCAUUUAUGAGGAUAUUUAUCUUCUUUGCAAAUAAGAUGAUUUAUAAUGUAGCAUCAAGAGCCGCAUCACUCCACGUUAUAGAUUUCAGCAUUCUUCAUGGUAUCCAGUGGCCCACUCUUAUUCGGGAUCUUUCACAAAGACACGGUGGCCCUCCAAAACUUCGAAUAACUGGGAUUGAGAUUCCCCAACCUGGUUUUCGUCCAUCUCAAACAGUAGUAGAGACUGGUUGUCGUUUGGCUAGAUAUUGCAAGCGUUUUGGUGUACCAUUCGAGUACAAUGCCAUCACAGCAAAGAAUUGGGAGGCACUUAAGAUUUCUGAUUUGAAGCUCAGGCGGGGUGAGGUGGUUGCUGUUAACUGUAAUGGUCGAUUGACAGACCUUCCAGACGAGACAACAUCUGGUGUUGACAUCCCUAGGGAUGGUGUUCUAAACUUGAUUCGGGAAGUAAACCCUCAUAUUUUUGUCCAUAUUACGCUUAGUGCAUCUCACAGCUCUCCUUUCUUUGUCAAUCGGUUCAAAUCGGCUCUAUUCUUCUACUCUUGUGUCUUUGAUAUGUUUGACGCUAUUUUCCCACUCCAUGACAGUCAAAGGUUGCACUUCGAACAUGCGGUUAUGCGGCCCGUCAUAACAAAUAUCAUAGCAUGUGAGGGCAUGGAAAGAUUUGAGAGACCUGAAACAUACAAGCAGUGGCAGUGUCACUUUAUAAGGGCCGGGUUCAAGCCUCUUCCUCAGAACCCUAAUAUUGUGGAGAAAUUGAGAGCUAAGGCGAGGGAGCAGGUUACAAAGACUUUCUGUUUGCUGAAGAUGGCCAUUGGGUGCUGCAAGGGUGGAAAGGUCGGGUUCUUGCUUGUAGCUCUGCCUGGGUAAUUCACAACCACUGAUUGAUUGUACCAUGCGUAACGUAAGCGAACUUUGCAUUUCAUGAAACGGUACACCUAAUUAAGAGCUCAUGAACUUCCCGUACGCCACGUCUUUCAAUUUCGGAAGUUUUAAAUUUCUUAUUUCCGGAUCAAUUCUUAAUUAAUUAGCAAUUUGGAUUUUCAUGAGUUUUUAUGGGAAUUCUGGAUGUAAAUUAGGAUUUAACGGUCUUUUUAUAUAAUUUUUCAUAUAGCUAUUAGCUACAAGCUAAGCUCUUUGUAAUCAUUGGUAAUGUAUGAUUGGAAAGUAUUGCUUUUUAAAUUUACUGCUACUA